AUGGCGGUCGCCAAGCUGAGGGAGCAGCUCAACGCCCUCCUCUCCUCCAUGAUCACCUCGUUCCAGCAGUUGAAGAUGCUGUAUGAAGACAGGGGCAUGCCGGGCUUUAUCGCCAAUGUCGUCACCCUCUUUUGUGACUGGAUCAUUUCCGACCUCGCCUCCCUGCUGGAGCAUCUUAUCAUGGACUUCGAUAAGGUGGACCCUUACGUGCAUCAACUCAAAGGGAGUAGCGCUAGGUGA
Messenger RNA from Zea mays, 240 nucleotides. Its product is annotated as histidine-containing phosphotransfer protein 2-like. The transcript has 3 exons. Gene Ontology annotation, molecular function: histidine phosphotransfer kinase activity; protein histidine kinase binding. Bases 1 to 240 code for a protein of 79 amino acids. The record is from RefSeq and is a predicted model, not a curated record. Lineage: Eukaryota; Viridiplantae; Streptophyta; Magnoliopsida; Poales; Poaceae. Gene Ontology annotation, biological process: cytokinin-activated signaling pathway; phosphorelay signal transduction system; phosphorylation. Gene Ontology annotation, cellular component: nucleus; cytoplasm.